AUGGCUGCUGAAAACUCUCUUGCUGCUGGUGUUGCUGCUGCUGCUGCUGUUACUGCUGCUGCUGCUACUGCAACGGUUGCAUCUGCUGCUGCAUCUUCUGCAGCUCCUGAGAAUGGUGCUGCUGCUUGUGGUGAUUGUGCUGCUGCUGCUUCUCUUUCUGCGGCCGUCAGAGUGGGCUUGUCUAGCGACUGCCGUUGGCUGGUUCUCCUCGAUGCUGCUGCUGCUGCUGCUACGUCUCCUCUUCGUCUGUCGGCUUCUGGCUCUGCUGCUUCUCCCGACUUCGUUGCAAUUUCUUUUUAUAAACUCUUCGGAUACCCCACCGGCCUGGGCGCCCUCAUACUUAAGCGCAGUGCAGCAGAUGUUCUGAAAAAGGCGAUAGGAAUGGAGAAGAUUGAGCGGCAUGUGGCGGCCCUCACGCGUCACCUCUACCGCUCACUGAAGGUUCUGAGACACCGCAAUGGCGCCAACUUUGCUUUGCUCUACUGGGCUAGAGCCGAGGAGCCCUCAGGGGGGAUCGUAAACUUUAACUUACUGAAACCUGAUGGUUCGUUCAUCCCGUUUGGAGAGGUUGAGGCCAAAACGGCUGCUGCGGGCAUUCAUCUUCGCACAGGUUGCUUCUGCAACCCUGGAGGCUGCCAGGAUUUCCUCGGGCUGACGGGCGCAGACAUCGUCAAUGCAACCCGCGCAAGGGAAAGCUGCUCAGACCCUAGCGGUGCUGUGAUUCAACCUACUCCACGACUUGAGUGGAUGGGAAAACUCAGGUUGAACGCCCAGCCAUAA
This is a messenger RNA of Eimeria mitis, 780 nucleotides long. Its product is annotated as molybdopterin cofactor sulfurase, putative. NCBI's taxonomy places the organism in Eukaryota, Apicomplexa, Conoidasida, Eucoccidiorida, Eimeriidae. The record is from RefSeq and is a predicted model, not a curated record. The transcript has 6 exons. Bases 1 to 780 code for a protein of 259 amino acids.